Molecule: messenger RNA, 2266 nt
Organism: Penaeus monodon (black tiger shrimp)
Lineage: Eukaryota; Metazoa; Arthropoda; Malacostraca; Decapoda; Penaeidae
Product: dual serine/threonine and tyrosine protein kinase-like
Biological process (GO): protein phosphorylation
Molecular function (GO): ATP binding; protein kinase activity
Source: RefSeq, a predicted model, not a curated record
AGACAUAAAACUAAAGAAUGUAUUGUUGGACAGAAGCAAUCGAGCUAAGCUGACCGAUCUUGGUUUCUGCAAGCCAGAGGCCAUGAUGUCAGGCAGUAUUGUUGGUACUCCCAUCCACAUGGCCCCAGAGCUUUUCACUGGCCACUAUGACAAUAGUGUUGAUGUGUAUGCCUUUGGCAUACUCUACUGGUACAUCUGUGCUGGCCACGUGAGGUUACCUCUCAUCUUUGAGCAAUGCCAGUCGAAAGAUCAGCUUUGGACCUGUGUUAAGAAAGGUGCUCGGCCAGAAAGACUAGCGCAGUUUGACAAUGAAUGCUGGGAGCUAAUGCAAGAAUGCUGGGCUGGGGACCCUGCCAAAAGGCCGCUGCUUGGUGAUGUGGAGCCCCGGUUAAUGCGUAUAAUGGAGUGUUAUGCAAAGAAACAACUGGAAUACAAAGAACAAUGGCAUGACGAUCAACUUAAUGAGGACGAUAGUAAAGUUGACUCAGCCAUAGAUGCUGUGACGACUGAGCAGUGUGGCUUCAUAGCAUGGGAAGAUGAAACACAAUUGGGCUGUAUAGGGAUGUACACCCUCAGUAGUACGCUGUGACGGUGAGUAGUGUCUUGGGUGUAGUGACAGAUAAAUUAGUGCUUCAGAUAAGGCUUUGGAUGUUGCAUUGAUCAGCAGCUUAGGUAAUAAUAAGGUCAAGUGGAAAGGCAGAAUAUGUGCAACUAUCAUUGUUAUCAAUAUUCCUUUUUGAAAUUGAAAAUGGAGCUUCCACCAUAUUUAACUAAACAUGUCCUAAAAAAUAUAUAUAUAUUUAGUGGUAUCUCCUGUACUUAUUUAUAGAGUAAUUACAGAAACUGCAUUACAGGGUGUCUGCAUCCUGUAUCUCAGUAAACUUUUAAAGCCGUGGGUGCCUUUCGUAAAAAUAAUAGCCAGAAAAGCUUUUUCCUAACUGAGUGUGUGCCUUUAGACUGAACUGAUUGUAUAAAUCAUGUCACAGUGUUGAAGUUCUGCAGAGCAUAGAUCAUCAUGAAAGAUGAGACAUUGAUAAAUUUGCUUAUGUUUUUUUGUUGUUGUUGUUGUUUUUUUGCUUGCUUUUGGGGUCAUAUGUGUAUGAUUAUGUUGAAAAUGUUUGUUUUUAUUCAUACUACAUAGGCAUUGAAAAUCAUGUAAUUUUAACAGCUAAUAGCAAAUGAACUUUUGAAUGGGAAUACAUCACUAAACAUCUUGCAGCUUGAAAUAAAGGGUGACUUUAAAAUGACAUAGCUAUGAAUGCACAGUUCUACUAUUUUACCAUGUAUGAAGGGUAUUUUCAUUUUGUAAUCCCCCCCCCCUUUUAAGGGCAACAAUAAUCCUGUCUGUGAAUGCCUAUCAUCUUUGACUUACCCACAAGGGACAGGGAAUUUGGAUAUACAAUAACUAUUUGUCCAAAGUAUUAUAUUGUAAAUAGGAAUUAUAUUUGAAUGUGCAAAACACAUGGUACUAGAUAGAACAAUAUACUAAAAACAGCAUCCUUUCUCUAUCAUCUGUCUUCAUCUCUAUAGUUGCUUUCUUUCCUCUUCCUUCUCUUUUUUCAAGAAAAGCUUCUCAGUGUCAAGAAAAGAGAAACAUCAGCUUAGCAAAGGGGAAGCCACAACCAGAAAUAUGAAUAUGUUAUCAUAAAAGCUAGAGAGAGAAAAUAUUAAAACUGUUUAAGUUUAUAUCAUAAUUUGUGAUUUGUAUGACAGCACUGUCAGUGUUUAGGUCUUUUUCCAUGCAUAUUUUUUAAGAUUCUCUUCUACAGGUGAGAAUUCACAGAUAUGAAUAUUUAAGGUGAAUGAAAGUUAAAGGGAGGGAAGUGUUAUUUAUCAGUAGUAUGUUUAUUUUUAAAAGAGGUUAACUCAAAACAAGAAAUAAGCUUGUUUAUAUAGAGAUGCAUGAAUAUGUUUAUAUUUUUCCUCAUUUUCUCAUUUGUGUGUCUAAUUUUAUAGAACCAUGUCAGAAUCUACACGAUCGCAUGGCUUAAGCUGUAAACCAAUUUUUUACGAACUGUGUUACCAGUUCAACAAUAAAAGAUCAAGUUUAUGUGUAAAAUGCUUUCAUGCAGUUGGUCAUUAUGGGUACUCUAUGCCUAGAAGUCUAUUUAUGUUUCCAUCCAUUUGUUAUUCCAUCCAUCAGUUCUAUUUAUCUGUUUAAGGAUUAUAAUUUGUAUUUAAGCAUUUUACAUACAAACUAGGUUUAAAGUGUGUGUGUGUGUGUGUGUGUGUGUGUGUGUGUGUGUGUGUGUGUGUGUGUGUGUGU